This is a messenger RNA of Didymella exigua CBS 183.55, 657 nucleotides long. RefSeq lists its product as uncharacterized. Lineage: Eukaryota; Fungi; Ascomycota; Dothideomycetes; Pleosporales; Didymellaceae. The coding region runs from base 1 to 657 and encodes 218 amino acids. The record is from RefSeq and is a predicted model, not a curated record. The transcript is spliced from 2 exons.
AUGGCGAAAGCCGACCACCAGAAUCCCUUGGCUGCGACCACGGCCGUGGAGUUUGAACACGAACUUGAAGUCAUUACAUGGGUAUUAUUCUCAAUUCUGGUCGUUUGCAUACUCUCAAACCUGAUCUAUCUUUUGUUGUCACACGACUGGGUUUGGUCAUUGGCUCGCGAGGAUCUCAACGAUUACUACUACGAAUACUCUACGUCUUUGGAAGACGGCGAUGUUUGCUGUAUCUGCCAGGAGGACUUCAACGACGCCUCCAACGACUUGAAGGAGCUUUGUGCUCCUAUCCUGCUCAACCCUUGCAAUCAUGGUGUUGGUGACAGGUGCUUCUCACGCUGGAUUACGAGUUCCGACAAUACCCGUUUCGCAGGCAAAAUGUUUGCACUUUCGGACGACACGAUCUUAGGCAACCUCCAAGUCGCCUCAGACCUGUUCAGCUCACUGUAUAUGAACACGUUCGGCUUCGAGGGCAGUGCCUACAGCACACUACAGUCGCCGACGGAAAGGGAUGCAGAACGGUUUGGCGAGAAACCCUUUCUCGUCUUCACCUCAUGGCUCUUGACUUUCCGGCUCAAUGAACGCAAGCGGAAGGGCCAGGCUCAUUUUGGACAUUCAUUGUCACGUACAGUCACCCGAGACUCGGGAGGCCCUUAA